Dichomitus squalens LYAD-421 SS1 is the source of this 738-nucleotide messenger RNA. RefSeq lists its product as uncharacterized. NCBI's taxonomy places the organism in Eukaryota, Fungi, Basidiomycota, Agaricomycetes, Polyporales, Polyporaceae. The record is from RefSeq and is a predicted model, not a curated record. The transcript is spliced from 2 exons. Bases 1 to 738 code for a protein of 245 amino acids.
AUGUCUGAAACGGGGCGGUUUCCGAGGCCUCCUGCUUCGGAAGGAUCUAGAUCUCCUGAGGCUCACCCGCUUGUCUUGGAGUCAGAGCUUGCGCCCGCUUUCUCGCUCAGCAACUCACCCAACAAUCUAGAGACUAGGAUCGGAUCUAAGGUGAAUGUGACAGAGGCUCUUACUGGUUCUGUAGACUGUCUGCGGCCUCAGGACCCCUCGGAUGAUCGGGGGAACAUUGCUGGACCGCCUUCUCGCUUUGGUCUCGGUCUCGGUCCUACUCAGGCUGCACCGGACCUUGAAGGUGACGAGCUGUUGGACCUGUUCUCGGUGCUUGGCCUAGAUGAGGACCAGAAGUGGUCGAGUUUUAAGCGCGCUGAUGACUCAGGCGUGGUUUUCUCUUCUGAUCCGUCCGAAGGAGAUGCACGGUGGACCUCCGCCAAAGCGGGUCGGGUUGGGCGCAAACGUGGUGAUACCAUCCGGGCAUCCGACUACACGAAACCUUCUGCGCUAGUUACAUCGGGUUCUCUUGACUGUGCUUCUACUUCGGGCUCCUCUGGUUCUCGAAGGCUCCCCACGAGGCGUACUCGCUCUGGGACUGUCACUCAGGCUAGCUCUAGCUCUUCAAGCACGCGGCGCAAACACGAAGGCUGGCCAACCAUUAGAAUGCGGACGAAUCCGGAACCUCUUCGUGCCGACGAGAACGAGGAUGACGAACUUCUAUUGAAAGACGGGGACGUCAUUGAAUGA